Messenger RNA from Stereum hirsutum FP-91666 SS1, 1956 nucleotides. RefSeq lists its product as uncharacterized. The transcript is spliced from 6 exons. Bases 1 to 1956 code for a protein of 651 amino acids. The record is from RefSeq and is a predicted model, not a curated record. Lineage: Eukaryota; Fungi; Basidiomycota; Agaricomycetes; Russulales; Stereaceae.
AUGGCCCCCCAUGCUCAUACACCCGACACAUGCUCUGCCGAUGAGAAUGGUAAACGCUGCCCAUGCCGCCGUUUUAUAAAACCCACGAAGCCGACCUCCGGGAAGCAGUUAUGCCGUGAUUGCGGUCACAUCGAAGGCGCUCAUCCAGAGAUUACAGUGGCUCCGAUACCUUCAAGUGAAUCUCAGCGUGUCCUGGAUAGUUUACGGCCUGCGGUUAAUAUUCUGCGGCUUGGCGAGGACACGACUGCCGAAGAAGCUCGAGUCGAAGCCUUAGCCAACUAUCGGCCGGGCAGCACAAAGGCCUCAGGGUCAUCCAGCAAGGCAUCCUCGAGCAAAACAGUAGGACGCUCCUCAGGUGGGAAGCUCACAACGAGCAAGGCUAAGACAGGUGGUAAUGCGGAGACAUCCGGCCCAAAAGACAAGUGGAUUAAUGUUGGGCAGGUUGUUCUUUUUCCUGAAGGUUUGGAAGAGUACACCCAGGAGCUAGAAAGUGGCGUCAAUACGUUCGGGGUUUCGUUCUCACACAGAGUCCCGCAAAAUGAGUACCGCAAAGCUCUCCGCAAUGCCCGCCUGAUCGUUCAUUGGGACGACCCAGGCAUGGCCGACCUGCUUCGCUUUAAGGCGUCCUGGAGCAUGGAUGCCAUCAACGAGCACUUCCUGAGGAAGGUCUUCCCCGAAGUAUUUGGGUUCCUCGAGCGAGAGUUCUCAAACCGAGUAGAGCCGGGUGAUGCGUUGUGGGCACUGAUGAACACGCAAGUGGGGACGCGUGGAAAGGUGUUUCUGUAUGAGAAGGAGAUAGUUACUGGAGAGUCUCUCAACGAAGCCAAGAAUCCGGCCUCACGAGGCUGGAAGGGCCAGACCCUUUUCUUCGUCCUCCGUCUAUCCAUCCCGGAUUAUAUCUGGUCCAAGAACGACCCUAAGGACGUCGACUGGUCAGCGAGUGUGCAGGUCGAUGACGCCACCAGUGUCACAGCUUCAUCGGCAAGAACAGUGACGAAAAAGGUGGCCCAGCCCGCUGUCAAGGGCCUUUCCUCGGACACUACUGGAGGUUCAUUGACUGAGAAUGGUGGCAAUGGUGAGGGUAAGAAGAGGGCCAUAGCCGGGGUCAAGGUAGCGGGACGAAGGAGGAAGAACUCCAAGGUGAAACCUGACGUGAAGGGAAAGGGGAAGGCGAAAGCGGUGGAAUCUGAGUCGGAGAGUUCUUGGGUGGGAGAGUCUGCUGCGACUGAUGAGAUGGAUGAUGAGGGAGAUGAGGACGAUGAGGGAGAUGACGAGGACGAUGGAGACGACGAUAACAAGGGCAAGACUGGAAUGACUAGUGUCAUUGAUCUCCGCAAUGCGAAGGACUCCGAUGAAGAAGACAACGACGAUGUCAUCUUCCCUCCAAGACUGACAACGACCCGCUCGAAAGCACGUCGUGUGCCAGCGGAAUCAGACGAUGAUGUACAGAUUGUCGAGGGACCGAGCUCUCUGACCACGCCAGCCCAAGCAAGUCCUCCAUCUGCAUCUGUGGCCGCAGCGAGUGGUACCUCAAAUCCAGGUAUCGCUGGUCCCACAUCCUUGCCAUCACUCGCCGGAACUGCAAGCAACACGAUCACCACCUCUGGCCCAUUGCUGACGACGUCUGUUCUCCAACUCCCCAACGGAGCCAUGACCCAAAUGCCAAGUUACUAUAAUCCUUCAUUAGGUGUCUCGUCAUCAACCACGACUCCGUCAUCCUCCUCCACUGCAACCCCAUCAUCGUCCACAACGACUCCAUCGUCCUCCACAGCGACCUCGACAUCAUCCAUAGCGACCCCGUCAUCGUCCACCCCGUCAUCGUACGGGACUGUCCUCGGACGUCGUCCUACCAGUACGCGUCCCAAAACCAAGUACGGAUUCCCGGAUCUUGGGAAGCCUUCCAAGAACCCCUGGAAGAAGCCAGCGAGUCGUGAGGAUGAUGAUGCGGAAGAGUAG